Molecule: messenger RNA, 2458 nt
Organism: Ceutorhynchus assimilis (cabbage seed weevil)
Lineage: Eukaryota; Metazoa; Arthropoda; Insecta; Coleoptera; Curculionidae
Source: the annotation of a GenBank genome assembly
UAGAAGCAGGCCUAAAAUGAAGCUAGGGCACAAAACUAUCCAUUAUGCUUGUUUACCUUAACACAAAAUUCUUGCUUAAUUGAGAUGCAGAGAAUACACUUUCAUGAAUUUGGUGACUGGUUUGCCAAUACGAAGUUUUAAAAUCCAGAAGGCUUUUCUUCUCGACAGUUCUUUUUCCAUUUUCGUUUCCAAAUAAACCCGUGGGCCUGUUUCAAGGGGAAAUAUGUAGAAACUCAAUCCUUUGUCAGCUUUUUUUUUUAGCCCAAGACUUGCAUUGAGGAACACAAAAGUAAUGAUUAAAAGUCAUGAUUAUAUGUAUCUGAUAUAAUUUUAUAAUUUAUUUAGACUUUAAUUAUACUAGAAACUAGUUCCAUAAUUUCCAGCCAGCAGCCAGAUCAUAACAUAACCUGUGGUGCAAACAGCCUACGUCAAGACGAAAAACGCCAUGAUGUUUACGUCACAACUGAUUUUUUGGCUAGGCGGGGUAGGGGGGGAUUUGUUACACACAGGCCUUAUGAGGAUAAGCCAUCCUUAGUAGUGUGUAUCAUCCUUGAUAGUUCAUUGGAUCUAGUACGGAACUAGUGCAUUUUUUUCUAUCUCUGUCGUUUUCUUCUACAGGUCGAUUAAAGGAUGCAAAUACACUACUCAGUGCGCGAUUUGAAUGGAACAGAUGCGUGGUGCAUGACUUUUCGAAAGGAUUUAGGGCGGCUGUUCCGGAACUCCUCGUAGGUGUGAAAGGAAUACAACUAUUCACUCCUCAAGCAACGAAAAAAAUGAAAACGCCAUAGUGAUAUUCUGACAGAUGUUUGAUGUUUUUUGUUUGUGUUUUGCUGAGUAAUCAAAUCAUUUCAAUUAAUGUGGUUAAUUUUACUGUGGUCAUUGAUAAGAAACCAUUCCAACUAGAAUUAUUUGAUUUCAUUAUCCAUUUGCUAUUGCUAUUGUGUGGUUGUGAGUGCCAUAAUUAUUGGCUGUUAGCUCAAAUAAACAGCAAAAAUCAUGGCGAAGUUUGGGGUUGCUUUAAUCCUCGGCUUUCUUGUUGCAGCUGCCAACUGCGAACUUGUCAGGAUACCUCUUAUCAAGGGAACAACGCCAAGAAACACUCUAAGGGAAGUUGGCACUCACGUUCAGCAAGUUCGCCUGAAAUAUAAUGCUUACGGAGGACCUAUUCCUGAACCUCUUUCCAAUUAUCUAGAUGCUCAAUAUUUCGGUGCGAUUUCCAUUGGAUCGCCUCCACAAAAGUUUACAGUUGUUUUCGACACGGGCUCGUCGAAUCUUUGGGUACCAUCCAAACAAUGUCACUACACCAACAUUGCCUGCUUGCUCCACAACAAGUAUGACUCUACUCAAUCAUCUACCUACAAGAAAAAUGGAACUGAUUUCUCUAUUACUUACGGAUCUGGUAGCCUUUCAGGAUUUCUAUCCACCGAUAUUGUUACAAUUGGUGGUACCCCAGUCAAAGACCAAACUUUUGGGGAAGCCAUGAGCGAACCUGGCUUAGCAUUCGUUGCAGCCAAAUUCGAUGGUAUUCUUGGUUUGGCUUAUUCCCGCAUAUCUGUUGAUGGAGUGAAACCAGUUUUCUAUAAUAUGGUUGAUCAAGGGCUAGUGUCUCAACCUGUAUUCAGUUUCUAUCUCAACAGAGAUCCAGAUGCUAAACAAGGAGGAGAAAUUAUUUUUGGCGGUUCCGAUCCAAAUUACUACACUGGAACUUUCACUUAUUUGCCAGUCGAUCGUGAAGCUUAUUGGCAAUUCCAAAUGGACAGCGUUAAAAUUGGCGGAAAAGCUUUUUGCAAAGGUGGAUGUGAAGCCAUUGCAGACACUGGCACUAGUUUGAUCGCUGGUCCAACGGAAGACAUCAAAGGUAUUAACGAAGCCAUUGGUGCUACGCCCAUUAUUGGAGGCGAAUAUACCGUCGCUUGUGAACUUAUUCCGAAAUUACCAACUAUUGAUUUUGUUCUUGGUGGUAACACUUUCACUUUGGAAGGCAAGGAUUAUGUUUUAAGGGUAAGUAGUAUGGGUAAAACAAUCUGCCUGUCAGGAUUUAUGGGAAUAGACAUUCCACCACCUAAUGGUCCUCUAUGGAUUUUGGGAGAUGUGUUCAUUGGAAAAUAUUAUACAGAAUUUGAUGCCGGUAAUAACAGAGUUGGCUUCGCCAUCACUAAGGCAAACUAAUUAUUUUAACUUCCAUUUCAAACAAAAAUACUAUUUUUCCGAGUUAUUUAGGUUAAUUUGCUAGAUGCUAGAUGCAUUUGUCCCAUGACAAAAACCAAAAAAAAAUAGUUAUUGUAUAAUAUAGUUUGAGAGGGUGAAUCUCUUGUAUUGUGAUAACGAUUAAAUAAAAAGCCAUGUUAGGGUAAAAUAAAUUGUUUUUUUAAAGUAUUCCUAUAAAAUAAUUAUUUUGAUUAAAUCUGAGAUUUAUUUAAAUAGAUAAAUGAAAAAUGUGUGGUGGGUAGAUUCAAAU